ACAACAUAUAUUUCUUAAUAUGUAUUUUAGUGUUUUUCUAUUAGUAUUAUCAUUUAAUCACAUAAACUUUGUUAGUUCCGACAAGGGGAAUUCUACUGAGGAUGAAGAAUGUACUUUGUGUAACCUUUCUUUUUUUCGUCGAAAACGUGCACUGCCUGAAUACACACGGUGGCGUGCAACAACCCAAGAAUUCAUUGUGAAAGUUUUGGAGGAUGAUGUUACAACGCCGCAGACAAAACAAAUCGUAGCGGUAAACAUUAAACCCAAUAGAAAAAUAGAAGAAAAGAUAAUAGUUGGUGCUACACUUCUACCUACAGCAGUACCAAUCACAACCCCCUUAUCUGACGAAUACACACGUUUUAUACCUCCCACAACAUCAAAAAUUACUCGAUAUGACGAUAUGGUCUUCGCUCCUGCAACAACAGGUGUUAUUCCUCCGAUUAAACCUAAAAGUAAAGUUAGGAAAGGUGAACAACAUAUUGGGCCAAUUAUAAAAUUUACUGGAGAUCGACAUGGGCUUCGAGAUGAGAGCCCUCCCUCCGGUCCAAAAUUUAUUCCUAGAACCAAUACUGAAUAUCUUUCACAAUACGCACCUAUCGCUCCAAUCCUGUUCACCCAAAAGACUACUUUUGGACCUCUAACUCCACGUACUGUUGAAAAAUUCGUAAUAUAUAAGACUUCUGUACGACCUUCACGUACAACGCAAUUGUUGGACUACAUUACACCAGAGAGGACUCCGGAUUUUCUCAAUAUAUUAGGUUUAGCUGACAACAAACGGAAACCUUUUGUAUUUUCACCUACGCGUACUUCGACAUUUCCAAAUGAUACAUCUACGAUGAUUACUUUUAUAGACGAAAAUGAUGAUUUAGUUCAAACCAAAUCUAAUGUAGAUGACACAUAUAGAAGAACAUACGAGGAAAAGAAAACUACAGAAAAAGAUACGGACGAGUUCUACAAUAACUUAAUGAUGUAUGAUGAUGAUACCGAUGUCACAACUAGAAAAGUUUAUCAUGGAUUUUCUGAUACAUACGAAGACAGCUCUGAGAAAAGUAAAGAACCUGAUACUACUGAAACCACUAUCGAACUUUCUUCUGAUUUAGAAGAAUACGAUAAUACAACGGAAAAAAUGGUUUAUCAUGACGAAGAUGACGUACAAAAAGGAACAACAACAGGAACAUUGACAACAAGAAAUACUGAAGAAGUGUCAUUAAAGGCGACAACUUUUGCAAGAGUAGUGGAAAAUAAUACAAAAAGAGUGUGUAAUCUUUUAAAACUGCGACACCUAUCAUUCAGUUCACCCCGCACACUUUAUGAGAUAACAACUCAAUUAAAGCAAUGGGCGGAAGAGAGUCCUGUUGCAAAAUGGGUUGAUGUAACAAAUGGAAAUUUUACUGUAAUGGAAAAUCCCAUUUAUAUGAUGAUCGUGGACGACCCUAGUAGUGGACAAAUUAUGUCAGCGAAGCAAACUGUCAUGAUUGUUGCGGGUAUUCAAGGGAGAGACCACCACGCGGUGGCAGCAGCUAUGUAUGUGUUAUAUCAAUUAAUUGAGCGUACUGAUGCUCACUCAGAUCUUCUAGUAAAGUAUCGGUUCUGGAUUAUUCCAGUAUUUAAUCCAGAUGGAUACGACUACUCAAUGACGUUUCCCCGUCGACGGGAAUGGACAAAGAAUCUACGCCAAACUUGGGACUCGUGCAAGGGCCGUGACACCUGCGAAGCGUGUGAAUUAUACGGGGUCAUGUGUACUAUUCAGCCCUGCUAUGGCGUCAACCUUGAUAGAAAUUUCGAAUAUCAGUGGAUCCCACCAGAGGAGCUACGUUCAGAACACCCAUGUGGUCAGUUAUACGCGGGUUCUAGACAGCUUAGCGAAGCCGAAACUCGCGCGCUUACUAACUUCCUCCAUGAACAGAAAACUCCACUUUACACCUUUAUAGCUUUCAAGGAAGGGAACGUUCUGGGUAUAAUGUAUCCAUAUUCUCACACACGGAAAAGAAGAGCAUUUGAUCAUGUUUACAGACAGCGAGCGUCUAUUGCAGCAUCUGCUGCCUUCAGUAUUAGUGGUCGACCAUAUGCUGCAGGACAAACAUCUGAAUUUUUACCGCUUUAUGCUGGUGGCAUAGAAGACUGGGUGGAUGGCCACUUAGGUAUAGACAAUACCUAUACAAUCAUGAUAUUUCGACCCAGCGACUCGUAUAAUUCGAAGAUUUUAACUGAGCGCGUCGUUCAUGAAGGAUUUGCAGCUGUAGACACUCUUUUGCUUCAGAGCACUGGACCCUUGGGACCACCACCAGUCACAUUAAGUCGGUCAAAGGCAGUUAAAUUGCAACCUACAUCAGAAACAUUCCUUGUUUUAUGUAUAAAUUUCGUAAUUUUUUUGUGUAAAAGUUAGGAUGCAAUUGUGAUUUCACUACGACAGUGAAAGUAUAUUUAUUUGUGGAUUUUUGAUUUAGAUGACGGCGAUGCCCAUCUUAUGUAAUGCUGUCUGAGUUAAAAAUACAUUAACAGUUACAUAAAUUACGACUCCGAAAUCAUCAGUCACGCGUCAAACUAAAGUUUGUCAAAUAUUCAGCACAUAUAUUUUACGACAGCGUUUAAUACUUUGUUAAAAUCAUGGUUGAUGUUAAUACAGGUUUUGAAAACGUUGUAAACUCUCAUUAUUCGCUUCAAUCCAUUAAUAACUUAAAAGUAAAUUAAAUUACUAUUGAUAUAAACUCAUUCAUCACAAUUCAAACCACAAAGACUAUUGUAACGAAAAACUAUUGUUCUAAAUUUGAACGCCUAUUUACUAAUGAUAAACUUUCUCUAUAUUGAAGGUGCUUUUGUCGUCAAAGUUGCAAAUACACUGCUACCAUAAAUAAAGCCCGACUAAUUAUAUUCGUCUCUGAAAAUCAUUCAAACAAUUUUAGCCGUUUAAUUUCAACUGAGCAAUGUAGGAAAUAUUAAAUAUGAUAAUAUUCAGACAAUUUGUCACUGUUAACAGAUAGGAUAUCGAUUGAAUAUUAUGACUUGUUUGGACGAAAGGUGUGGUGAUUACUCACAAGACGCCAGUAUGAGUACGCUAAUGUACUGUAUCCUUUAGGCACCCACGUUUUGUUUACUGCAUUAAAAUUGUAGCCAAUUGCCGAGCCGAUACAAAUUCAAAUGAUAAUGUUCCUUAAAUUCUAGACCCGAGAUCACCCGACAGUACGUUUUUUUUGAAAAACCCAUACAACCAUUUAUUUCAGGGUUGGAAUAAAAAAAGGUAACAUUAUCUGUCAAAACUACAAGUUUCUUCGUCUGGGCUUUGAUGAAUUAGGGCAAUUUUAGAUUAAUUGCAUUAAUCAAAUUUCUAACUAUAAACGUGAGUGUCAACGUUUUCCUUAAAUGACGCAUUAAGACCGAUUAUUUAUAUGCACUUAAUAGCAAUGUAUAUAGUUAU
Molecule: messenger RNA, 3415 nt
Organism: Pieris brassicae (large cabbage white)
Lineage: Eukaryota; Metazoa; Arthropoda; Insecta; Lepidoptera; Pieridae
Exons: 12
Coding region: 20-2386 (788 amino acids)
Biological process (GO): proteolysis
Molecular function (GO): zinc ion binding; metallocarboxypeptidase activity
Source: RefSeq, a predicted model, not a curated record